Neurospora tetraspora is the source of this 1783-nucleotide messenger RNA. Its product is annotated as UbiA prenyltransferase family-domain-containing protein. Gene Ontology annotation, cellular component: membrane. The transcript has a single exon. The record is from RefSeq and is a predicted model, not a curated record. NCBI's taxonomy places the organism in Eukaryota, Fungi, Ascomycota, Sordariomycetes, Sordariales, Sordariaceae. Bases 195 to 1307 code for a protein of 370 amino acids. Gene Ontology annotation, molecular function: transferase activity, transferring alkyl or aryl (other than methyl) groups.
ACUUCCAUGACAGUGCAGCCUCCUUCAUGCUUAUCAAUCAGAUAAGGGCGAGUAGCUUGUGAGAGAGAAAGCUCUUUGCUCUUCGCAUAAAUAGAGUGAGUCGAACCCUUCUCCUCAGUCAUGACUCAUGGCGGCUCCUCAUCAUACCCUCAAGAUUGAAGACUAAAGAGACAACCCGCAAGAGGCAGCCAACCAUGUCUACCACUACCACUCUUCACAACAAGCCAGUUCCGGCUCUAAGACGUCUUUGGUCCAUGUUCGGCACCGAAUCAUGGGACCGAAGUACUUCAACCCCCAAGCCCAAGUCGGAUGAUGACGGGAGAGGUUCCCGUUCCUCCGAAUCCCUCACUCAACAGCCCCUUCUCCCCGCCGGAAGUCUCAAGGGGAACGUAUCCGCCGUGAUCUCUAUCGUCUGGGCAUUUACCAAAAACGACAUCUUCACCUUCUCCCUCCCAUGCGUCAUCUUCGGCGCCGCCCUCUCCCUCGCCAAAGACGCAAGAACGGCACCCGAACCCCCCACGUUCAACCAAGUCCUAUCCCGGCUCCUGGGUAGCUCCAUGUUCCAAUUCAUCAGCCUCCUCCUCUUCGACGUCGACAACCAGCGGGACCCCACCUCCGUAGCCGAGGACCGCAUCAACAAGCCAUGGCGGCCCAUCCCCUCAGGGAUGAUCACGUCCGACCAAAGCCGCCGCCUGGUCCUCUUCCUGGUGCCCCUCACAAUGGCGCUCGGCUACGCCCUCGGCGUCUGGAACGAAGCAUUGCUAGUCGUCAUCGCCGCCUGGGUCUACGACCACCUCGGCGGCGGCGACGAGCCAAUUGUGCGGGAAGUCGUGCUUGGUAUCUCGUAUGCCGUCUUCCAGAUCGCGUCGCUGCGAAUUGCGCUCGGGUCGGGAGAGUACCAUGCUCAGACACAGACGGACAUGGUGGCGGAUGUCAUCAGCCCGAGCGGAUACGCGUGGACGGCCAUCACCGGCACGCUCAUCGCCACUACCAUCCCCAUUCAGGACAUGAAGGACCAGGAGGGUGACCGGCUGCGGCCGAUCCGCAAGACGUUGCCGCUUUUCAUCGGCGAUACGGCAACGCGCUAUUACCUGGCGGUGACAAUCCCGGUCUGGUCGGUUGUGGGAACCGUGUUUUGGAGGACGCCGGGGUGGUAUGCGGUGCCUAUCAUGGUGUAUGGGGGAUAUAUUGCGUGGCGGCUGCUGGCAAAGAGGAAUCGGGUUGCUGAUGAGGCGAGUUGGAGGAACUGGUCUCGUUGGCUUAUGCUUGUGUAUGCGUUGCCUGCGGUGAACGCGUUGAUGCAGUAAGAGACAAACCCAAGGGUGGUUUUUAUGGAGGCUAUUUGGGGAAGAGGAGGUGACCUCUCAACACUCACCACGUUUGUACACCACCCAACCAUUAACGUAUAUAAGGGGCUGUUCUAGUGGACUUUGACAUCACUACUUUGCCCUACGCCUUUCUGGUGCGUUCCGAUGGUUAAUAAAAGAAGGUAUGUUCGAGUGUCUACAGCCCAUUUUCUCGGCUUUUUCCACUUGAAGUCUAAGUGUGAAUGGGAUAUGACACUAACAGCACCCAGCGCGAUUGUGCAAGAAAUCUGAUAGUGGGAUAGCUGACCAAGUCGACUAGCAGCAAGUCGUGUGUCCGAUUGAAAGGAAGGGGGCAAAGAGUGUAAGACUGGCAAAGAAUGAUGAUGCUGGAGAGAAAACUCAAAAACUCUCACUUGCAGAUGAUUGAACGCCGAUAGAUGUUGAUGGCGAUGGUUCGAUGUUUAAGCUUGACGUUC